CCCCUCCGUCCUCUGCUCCUUGCCCCCUCUAUAUCCGUUCUUUCCUAGUAGCUCAAAACCUUGCAACUCCAGCCUGCGCUCCUCUCUCUCCACACCCAUAUGCCACGGCACUGUCAGGUAAGGUCCUCGCAGAUCAAGCGUGCAGUGCAGUACGUUUAACAGCAACAUCCGGUAUUGAUCGUGCCCAAUAAGUCGGCGUCUGAGAAGAAAUUGAGAUGAACAUCAUGGAUUCCGAGGUAGUGCAGGUGGUAGAGUCGUCGUUUGUAGUGCCGAACGAGCCGACGCCGCGUGAGGGGCUCUGGCUCUCUCCCCUGGACCUCAUUCUCGCCAACAGAGGCCACACCCCAACGGUCUACUUGUACAGCUCCAGCAACGUUGCCGCCGGCGACGAUGGCUUCUUCGACGUGGCCAGGCUCAAGGAGGCUAUGGCCAAGGCCUUGGUCGCCUUCUACCCCCUCGCUGGCCGCCUCGGCGUCGACAACCAUGGCAGGGCAGAGAUCACUUGCAACGGUGAGGGUGCACUCUUUGUUGUCGCUCGGGCUGACCUCACUGUUGAUGACAUCAAGGACGACUUCAAGCCGUCACCGGAGCUGAGGAGGCUGUUUGUUCCACGGAUUGAGCCAGCAUCAGUCAUAUUGGCAAUACAGGUGACUUUCCUGAAGUGUGGAGGUGUAGUGUUAGGGACGGCUCUCCACCAUGCCGCCAUCGACGCCUCAAGCGCGUUCCACUUCUUCCAGACUUGGUCGGCCAUCUCUAAGCAUGGCGACGGCGCUACCGUGGAGCUCCCGUGCCAUGACCGCACACUCCUCCGUGCACGGUCCCCGCCUACCGUCCACCCGGACGCCCUUUCAAGAUUUUACCCAAAGCUCACCUUCUCCGACCCGUCCGGACCUCUUGCCGUCGAAUUCUUCGCCAUUUCCAAGGACCAAGUCGCCUCCCUGAAGCGCCUCUGCGGCGGCACAAGCACCUUCUGCGCCAUGAGCGCCCUCGUGUGGCAGUGCGCGCUCAUUGCACGCCGGCUUCCGCCUGAUUCUGAGACACGCCUCACCUUCCCGGCUAACAUCCGGCGUAGGGUGAGGCCGCCUCUCCCGGACCGCUACUUCGGCAACGCGUUGGUCAGGCUGGGUGUCACUGGUGCAGUGCGGGAUGUUGCCUCCGAGGAUUUGGCAUCCGUCGCCGGGCGCAUCAAAGGCGCCAUCGAUCGGAUGGACGAUGAGCUCGUGCGCUCUGCAGUCGACUACUGGGAGAUGACCGAGCUGGACAGCCGGCCUGCGAAGGGCACCUUGCUAGAGACGGACCUGCAGAUUAUCAGCUGGCUCGGUAUGCCAAUGUACGAUGCAGAUUUCGGAUGGGGGAAGCCAGGGGUGAUGUCGCGGGCGGAGUCCAUCCGUGGCGGAUUUGUGUACCUGAUGAGCGACGGGCCAGCAGACGACGCCGGGGCCGGAGGCGUCCGCGUGCUCAUGUGCAUGGAAGCUGCAAAUAUCAACGAGCUGGAGCGGCUGCUUUACGAAAAACUUUAGCACCUAGACCUGCUUGGUGCUUAAUGUGAAACCAAUGGCCGGAGAUGGUAGGACUGGCUGUAAGCCUCUACCUGCACGGUGCUCGCAGGAAAUCAGUGACCAGUGGUCUACUCUUUAAGAUUUAAAUUUUUUUGUUUGUCUCAGCUGAUCUAUAUGAUGGAGAAGAUCGAUCAAAUACGGUUGGUGAAGUUUUUUUUUUUUUUUUGAAAGAUCCGGCAAUGCCGACAUUGAUUAAUAAGAAGAGCAAGAGAAUAUCAACGUUUUACA
Sorghum bicolor (sorghum) is the source of this 1787-nucleotide messenger RNA. RefSeq names its product putrescine hydroxycinnamoyltransferase 1. NCBI's taxonomy places the organism in Eukaryota, Viridiplantae, Streptophyta, Magnoliopsida, Poales, Poaceae. Gene Ontology annotation, molecular function: acyltransferase activity, transferring groups other than amino-acyl groups. The transcript has 3 exons. The coding region runs from base 216 to 1520 and encodes 434 amino acids. The record is from RefSeq and is a predicted model, not a curated record.